AUGAUUACGAACACCAAGAGAUCACCCCGCCAUGGGGUGUUCAUGGGACGCGCGGUGCUGUUCACGGCCGUACUAGCCGAUAUGUCUAAAGUAGGGCUGAUUGGCCCGCCCCUUCCAGGGCUUGCCUGGAGGCGAACCUUUCCCCGCUCGAUGAUGCAGUCGACAGAGCCGAAGUUGAGAGUACGGUGUUUCGGCGGUUUAAGAGUUCUCGUUAGGGCAUGUGACGUCUCGGAUGCUACCAGUCUCCAAUGGUGUGGGCCCAAAACCCGUAUCUUGGUGGACAGUCGAGAUCACUGCCCGCAGGGGUGUCCGCCGAGCCAAAAAACUCUUUCGGAGAACGAGGAACGCGGCCGACCACGAGGCAUACAGAAAAGUUUACGUUUCACUCAAACGCGCUUUGGUUCGGCUUAUCAGUAA
Molecule: messenger RNA, 417 nt
Organism: Cinara cedri
Lineage: Eukaryota; Metazoa; Arthropoda; Insecta; Hemiptera; Aphididae
Source: the annotation of a GenBank genome assembly